CACAAUCACCACCACACUACUCAGUCUUUCAUACUCACAAUUGCUCAGUACUUUCACUAGCACCAACACUCGCAACAAUGGCCCCUCAACUUCUUGCUCUUGCUGCUCUUGCACUCCGUGCCACCACCAUGUGCCCUGCCGACCCUACCUGCCCUGCAAACAGUGGGUGCGUGACCAACAUCAAAGGAGUCAAGUUCCAGGUUGCCUGCGGAACUGAUUACUACGGCGGAGACUUGAUCCGUGCCGAGACUUCCACCAUCGGCGAAUGCAUGCAAGCCUGCGCUGCCGCCUCUCUGUGUGUCGCUGCCAGCUACGUCGGAAACAGCUGCUAUAUGAAGAAAACCCUCACCGCUGCCAUAUCUAAGUCCGACUCUGUUGGCAUCGCUAUCAUUUCCAAGAAGACCACCAUUACCGAUCAAGGCAAGAAGCCAAGGAAGGCCUGCCCCGUCAAUUUUGCCUGCCCUACUGAUAACGACUGCGCUUUCACAUCUGGCGGUCGCACUCUGGUUUUGACCUGCAGCAAUGACUUUUACGGUUUCGACCUUCGCAGCUUGUACGUCGACAGCCUCGAGGCUUGCACUCAGGCUUGUGCGGCUGAUGCCGAUUGCGAGGCUGCUUCGUUCACUGGUGGAGCAGGUUCCGGUCAAUGCUACCUGAAGAACACCAUGGGUCCCUCCAACGUCAAUGACAAUGUUAACUCUGUUUACGUCCUCACCCCUAAUACUGAGUAAAUACACCUAGUAUGCCUCGAACGGUCUUGUGUCCGCUUCAUAGAACAUGAACCUUGUAGCUGUUUAUUACGUACGGUUUCAGCUCUGGUACCAUCCUCUGCGAUUACGUUUCCGGUAACAGCUUAUGCUUCGGCUUAAUCAACGCUCUGAGUUUGUGUUAUGAUAUUACCAUGUAGUGCUUUACUUUAAUAUUAUUGUCCAAUAUAAUGUAAUUCUAAGCGUGC
Molecule: messenger RNA, 955 nt
Organism: Bipolaris sorokiniana ND90Pr
Lineage: Eukaryota; Fungi; Ascomycota; Dothideomycetes; Pleosporales; Pleosporaceae
Exons: 4
Coding region: 78-731 (217 amino acids)
Biological process (GO): proteolysis
Cellular component (GO): extracellular region
Molecular function (GO): protein binding
Source: RefSeq, a predicted model, not a curated record